Molecule: messenger RNA, 9526 nt
Organism: Pteropus alecto (black flying fox)
Lineage: Eukaryota; Metazoa; Chordata; Mammalia; Chiroptera; Pteropodidae
Gene: TMCO1
Product: transmembrane and coiled-coil domains 1
Exons: 7
Coding region: 162-791 (209 amino acids)
Biological process (GO): endoplasmic reticulum calcium ion homeostasis
Cellular component (GO): endoplasmic reticulum membrane; cytoplasm; endoplasmic reticulum
Molecular function (GO): calcium channel activity
Source: RefSeq, a predicted model, not a curated record
CCGGCGCCGUGCCCCGGAAGCGGAAGCGCGGCCUCCAGGCUGUCAGAGUCGCCGUGUUACCCGGUGGUCCUGAAGUCUCGGGAAGUCCUUUUCGCUGCGUUUUUCCUGGUUCUCGAGCGCUUCCCCCCUAGCGGGUGGGGGCGCAGAGACGGAAGUGCGAGAUGAGCACCAUGUUCGCGGACACGCUGCUCAUCGUUUUUAUCUCCGUGUGCACAGCUCUGCUCGCCGAGGGUAUAACCUGGGUCCUGGUUUACAGGACAGACAAGUACAAGAGACUGAAGGCGGAAGUAGAAAAACAGAGUAAAAAACUGGAAAAGAAGAAGGAAACAAUAACAGAGUCAGCUGGUCGACAACAGAAAAAGAAAAUAGAGAGGCAGGAAGAGAAGCUGAAGAACAACAACAGAGACCUGUCGAUGGUGCGCAUGAAGUCCAUGUUCGCGAUCGGCUUCUGUUUCACCGCCCUGAUGGGGAUGUUCAACUCCAUAUUUGAUGGUAGAGUGGUGGCGAAGCUCCCUUUCACCCCCCUCACCUACAUCCAAGGACUGUCGCAUCGAAACCUGCUGGGGGAUGACACCACGGACUGUUCCUUCAUCUUCCUGUACAUCCUCUGUACCAUGUCCAUUCGCCAGAAGUGCCUGCCUGCUGCUCCAAGGUCUUUCCGGUGCUCGUUUCAGAAGUCCAGCCUGUCACCUAAAGCUGCUUUAACUGUGUGGUCCUCGGGGCAGGGAGUAGCCGUGAAGCCACACGCGGUGUCACGGCCCCUUCCCGGCCCUCGGUCCUCGGUGCUAUAGCCCCUUCCCUGUCCUUCUUCGAUGCAACUGCCCGAAGGUUCACAGGUAAAGACUGGGUCGGGCCGCCCGCUGUCAUUUCUUCCACAUGACACGCCGGCGCCUUUUGUCCCUUCAGGACUCAUCUGGGGAUUUUAAGUCAUUCGCAGUUGGGACGAGUCUGGGCGAUGGCAGUGCGGUCGGAACCCCUGGAGCGAAGGACGGGGCGGGAGUGGGUCAUGGCGCCCGUCACGCCCAGACAGUCUCGAGGGCUUCACCGGUUGCGUGGCCAGCGCUGUCCCGCGCGCUCAGGCCGGUCCCGUAUGCUCAGAAGCAGCUUUCUGGCUCACCGCGUUCGCUCCCAGCGCUGCCGGUCUUUCCUGUUUACCGUGGUGGAAUGGACGCAGGAUAGGAGUGACCGUUUAACCGUGGUCAAUUGUGCAGCUUGGCGACAUUGCGUACGUCCCACAUCGUCGUGCAGCCAUCGCCACCGUCCGUCUCUAGAGCUUUCCAUCUUCCCAGACCGAAGCCCCGUCCCCAUUAAACCUCCACUCUCCAUUCCCCGCCCCGCAGCCCCGGCAGCCACCGGUCCAGUUUCUGCCUCAUGUAUCCGAGGACUCCUCUUUGCGCACGUGACCUCCUGUGAGCGGACUCACAGUGUUUGUCCUUUUGUGACUGGCGCGUUUCAUGGUUCUGUCGCGUGUGUCGGGAGUCCCUUCCUUUCCAAAGCCAGACAGCGUGUCACUGUGCGUGCACCGCAUCCGUUUAUCCGCGCACCCGUCACGGACGCUCGCGCUGCUCCACCUUCGAAUGCGGCGUAUCAGUGUCCGAGUUCCCGUGUCCACUUCCUUCGGGUCCGUACCCAGAAGUGGGUUUGCUGGGUCACGGCGCUUCUGGCGUGGUCCGCGGAGGCCACACCGUCCUGUUUGGCACAGCUCCUGGCCAUCUUACUCGGCACUGUUCAUCUGAAGGCUGCAGAGCCCCGGCAGCCUGAGCCCGUUCCUUAAAGACUACGAGGACUUUCUCACGGUUGAGUUUCAGCGAGGGAAGCCGUAAUUUCACUCAUUCAGAAUUAAUGUUUAUGCAAAACGUGUAAAAACUAUGUUUUAUGCAGGUUACGUCCAGCGGCGGGGGUGGCCUUGCUGGUUUUAAUGGGGAGUCUUCUUACGGCGAUGAGAACGCAGCACCUAGGAGAGUGACGGUCACUUCCGUCACCAGUGUCUGUAGAGCGCCCACAGUCGAAGCGAUUAGGUACUUUCAUCACCAGGUUUCCCGGAUUUACGUUUUUAGUCUUCUCCUUGUGAGAGGUAAUGACUACUCUCACAUACGUCCAUUGAUCACACCCCCACGGUCUUAACCAGAACCCUCUUCCCUCCUAAAUGCGAGCGGUGGCGUAAUUCCACCAGCCAGCGCCUUCCCUGCCUACCGCCCCGUUACGAAGCAGGUGUAACGUUAGGCUGAAUUGAGGUGUCCGUCUGCUCCAGUCCCUCUGCCCCCUGCCCCCUCCUUCAGAGAGCUGAUGAUCACAUCAGCAGCGAUUCCCUGAUGGAGUCACCUGUUUGCUCAACAUUCCUUCAAAAUCGAGCGUGAACACGUAUCCGGCUCCGUGCUGGGCGCUCAGCGGACGGUUGUAAACCAGACUGACGUCGGACUGUGGUCCUCGCCCUCGUGGAACUUAACGUUUCUUUUGAAAUAAAAAGGUUGAUUUCCCACCCGCAGCUUCACUUGAAAAAAAUCGCUGCCAAAUAGGAGGGAGGGUAUAAGGACAUUUAAAAUCAUUUCUGUAUGCUAAUCGUUCCAAGUGGAAGCAGACGAAACAGAAUAUUCGUUGAGUCUGGUUUUCAUCUGUUACAUAUUUUUCCCCAUUCUAGGAUGUUAUUGAUUAUAUGAUUCACCGUUGAGUGAAGAGCUUUCAAGGAAAAGAAAUAAUAUCAUGCUGAUCAUAUAAGAAUUUAAGACACAUUUCUACUUUGAAACGGCGGGAAAGAGGAGGCAUGCGUUGUAAGGUUGAGGAGAUACAGUGUUCGGAGGCUUGAAUCUCGCUGCCGCUCAGGCUGAGUGUCCUUGGGGAAGUCAUGGAACACUUUUCACAGCGGCGAGAGGGGCUUAGUGUUCCACCUCGCCGUGUUCCGAUAAUCGACAGUGAUCUUGAGACAGUGAUCUUGAACGGAAGCAGCUGUUCUUAAGGCAACACUUCUUUUUUUUAACCAGUCCGUCCCCACCCCUGCACCCCAGGGGUAUUUUUUAAAUUACUUUGUUCCCAGCCCUAGACAGGACGAAAUUUCUUUUCAUGGAUUAGAACAUGGUGAGAUGUCAUAUUAACUGAAAAUACAUCUGAUUUUUUUUUCUCAUUUUAUCCUCCUCCUCUUGUUUCCUUCCUCAAUGGUUAGUGAUUAAUGAUUAGCUGUCUUGACCUUCACCUCACAGCUGCUUCCUUUGUGUGAAUUCGUAGCAGCGGAAAUGGAAGGUUGGCCAGCUUCCAUCGGAGGGGACCAGUGAGUGCAGGUAGCGAAGAGGUUUCCUUAACCCCUGAAACAAGGAGACUUGCUUCUUUUUCCUUAUCAUGAGUCAGCGGUGGAUUGAGCACAUGGUUGUCUCCUCUACGUGAAGUGCUCUAAAUCUCAGUAAAAAUCCCGGCAAACUUAGCUGAUAAACAGCUAGGGGAAAACUGGUCUGUUUUAUAAAUUUAUAUGAUUUCCUAUCAUCGUAAAAGCUAUAGACAGAAUUCUCUUUUCUUGGAAAGCAGAAAGUAUUAGUGGUUCUGAGGAAAUGUUGUUUUUUUGUCGCUCACAUCUUAGUAUAUAACUUUGUUUCAUUGUUUUCUUAGUAUAUAACUUUGUUUCAUUGGUUUUUUUUUUGUCGCUCACAUCUUAGUAUAUAACUUUACGUACGUAUGACCGUAAUCUAAAGAAGGUCAGCGAGCAUUUGACAUCGUCUCCUUCAGCAGGCGUAUGUGUGCUCAGGACGGUGAUAAAAAUAACUUUCACUUUUUUCUCACACUUCUGGCUUUCCUAGGGAAGCCUAAGCAUUUCGAUAUGCCCCGUAUGUGUUUAAAACCUGGCCCUAAUAAUGUCAUGUCAGGGUUUCUGAAAGGCAUCAGAAUGCUAGAAGGACCAGAUGCCCGCCAUUUCCUCUGCCUCCUCAUUAAUUUAUGUCACUUUACUUAAGGUUUAGAACAUAAUUCAUUAACGUCAGUGCAGCUCAUCUCCAAGCAGGGUCUGUUCAUUUGUGAUAUUUAACUCUAGAUCGGUUUGGAAAUGCUCGUGGUUCAGAAAGUGAUAGCUAACUGCUCAUGGAGAGGAACAGGUUCUUCAGGCAUCUUAAUCUGAUCCUUCGUGAAUUGUUUCGGCGCCCGCCUUCAAAGCUUCAUUUAGGAUGUUCUCUGUCAUAGCUGAAGAUUGAUUCGUCUUCGUACCAUGCCGGUGAUUCUCGGAUGCUGAGAAUACAGGGGCCAAAAGCAUGGUGUCACUACCCUGUGGAACUCAGUCUGUGGGAAAACAGACCCAUAAGUAAUUGCAGUGCUUGAUCCCUGUGUGUGUGUGUGUGCACACGCACAUGUGCAUGUGUACAAUAUGGUGUAGGAGGGAAAAACACGCUGUGGGCACGUAAUGGCUACAGAGAUUAGUGCUGUGGACAUAAGAUUUUGUACAAAAGGGACAUUUGAGGUGUAUCUUGGAGCGUGCGUAGGGGUUUUCAAGGGCCAUCAGAGUGGUCUUGGCACAGGAAGCAGCACGAGUAAGAGCGUGGAAGCUCGAAAGCGCGUCACGAGUGCAGGGACCUCUGAGCCCCGAGUCGCUCGUGGGCGUCACAGGAGAUGAAGCAUGUCACUGCUCCACGUCUGCCUCCCAGGACAGCCUUAACUGGCUUCUUUUCCUUAUUCUGCAAGUCUGCCGGUGACAAAGUCUCUUAUUUUCAUUUAUCUGAAAAUGUCUUUAUUUUAUGUGCAUCCUCGAAGGAUAUUUUCUCUGGACAUAGUCUUCCCGGUAGGCUGUUUUUGUGUGUUUUCACAUUUUCAGCAUUUUAAAAUGCCUUUCCCGUCUCCUCUGGCCCCCUCUGUUUCUGCCGAGAAGCCUCGCACACCCUUUAUCCCUGUAGAUCAGCGUCGCUUUGCUCUGGCUGCUUCCUGAUUUUCUCUUUCAGUUUGCUUCUCAGCAGUUUGGCUAUGAUGUGUCGAGGAUUUAAACAAUUUUUUUUUUUUAUUCUGCUAGGUUUUCAUUAAAUACGGGAAAAUUUCAGCCACAAUUUCUUAAAAUGUUUUUUCUGCCCCAUUUUUUCUCUCUUAUUCUUCUGUGAUUCCAGUUAUCCAUUAGUCUUUUUGAUAUUGCCUAACGUGACCUUGAGGUCCCGUUCAGUUUUUAAGAAUCUUUUUCUCUCUUUUCUGUAGAUAGGAUGAUUUCUCUUGAUCUGUCAUCAAGUUCACUGACUCCUUUGUCAUCUCUAAUCUGAGUUCACUGUAAACCCAUAUAAUGAUUUUUAAGUUUUGAUACCAUAUCUUUUAGGUCUAGAAUUUUUUUUUUUUGGCUGUCCCUUUUCCCUGCUGAGAUUUCCUAUUUAUUCAUUUAUUAUGAACAUUUUUUUUAUGUCCUUAGGCGUAGUUAUCUAACUGCUUUAAAAACCUUGUCUACUAAUUCCGACAUUUAGAUCAUCUCAAGGCUGGACUCUUAUCUGUUGCCCGUUCUCUUAAGUAUGUGUCAUGUUUCCUAUUUGUCGAUAUGUCUAGUAAUUUUAGGUUGUAUCUUGGACAUUGUGAAUGAUAAGUUUUAGAGACUCUGGAUCCUAUCAUUCUUUGGAAGAGUGUUAAUGUUUGUUUGAGGAGGCAAUUAACUUGAUGUUCAAACUCAAUACUCUGUCACGUUUCAGGCAGCACCUGAAAUCUCAGUCAUGUUAGUCUUAGCCAGGCUGCUUGGAGACUGCCUCACACACGCAGAGUUUGAGGCUCAGCCAAAGAUUUGGGCAUUGGUUACAUAUAGGAUUUUGAACCCUCCCCUGUUAGCUCUCUAUUUUCCAGUUUUCUUUUUCUCAAUUUUAAGGUGCUCUGGUUGCCCUAAUCCCUGUCCUUCGGUUCUUCAAGCCAGUAACUGUACAGUUUCAUUCUCAGUUGUAGACACCCUGCCUAGUGCCACCUGGGCCCUGCCAUCCAUUAUGAAAUUUAAAAAAUAAUAAAACAUCUUGUCGUCCUUCACUGAACUAGAAUUCAGAACAUUCCCCUUGACUGGUCCUCAAAUAAGGGGCUAAACCAGAGAUCUAGGGAGUUUUUCAUUGGAAGGAUGGAUGAGAGAGACAGAGAUUGAUUGUCACUUGAUCCCCUGACACUCCCCUCCCCCUCAAAAAAUGACCUUCCUUACAGAAGAGGCCUUUGGACGACGUAGGACAGAAAAUAUCCAUUCAGAAUUACAGUGUCCCCUAGUGCGGGUCCCGUUUGCCCAUCCUCCUUGCAGUUUUGAUUUCCACUUUGCCAGGUAGAGUUGAAGUCUGCGGCAUAAUUUUUUACAAUGUAGACACGUUCUACAUUGCCACAGGGGACUGUAUAGCUCUUUGGAGGUGUUUAUUGGGGAGGCUUGCAGGGCCCAGCAGGGGGACCCAACCCUAUUUUGUUUGUUUUCUGUAUUGGGUUCUUGCCUGAGAUUUUGUUGAAAGAAAGGAUUCUGUGGUUUGAAGGGUCUCACUAGAUCUAGUGAGCCCUCUCCGCACCUUGUUUUAAGGGUAAGGAAAUUGAGAUUUGGUGAAGUAAAAAGACAUUUCUUAUUAUUUCGUCACCCAGUUUGCCAGUACCGGAGCUUAAAUCUUCUGAUGUGCUACCCAGUCAUAUUUCAGCUGUGCCAACGUCUUAUUGCCAUUUUUCUUCAGUAAAUAUUUAAUAUUUAUGUCGUUCUCCCAAACUACCUAUUCAGAUGUCGUGCGAAAAGCCUGGGAUUGUUGGAUGGGGCCAUUUAAGGUGAUUGGAUUCUCACGCAGUUUGUGAGUAUAGUAGAGAUACGAGAACUCGAUGAGAAAUUGUAAUCGAUCGUAAGUGAAGUCUGUUUGCCAUAUGCCAGAGAAACGAAGGGGGAACCGGUGACCGUCACGGCUGUUAUUUUAGCUAAAUGACUAAGGAAUAAAAUAUAGAAGAAUAUGUUCAUUGCCAAUGACCUGGGUCUUCCCAAAAUAUCCAGUUAGCAACCAACAACUUCCUUUUCUUGAUCACAGGUCCUUAUCCUUUGCAAAGAGGAAGGAAUGCGAAUCCGGCAGUGGUAUUUUUUGGGGUUUCCUGCCAGUAGAGGGCGUGGUUACGGGAAAAUGUUUUUCCUUUGUUUUCCCUUCUGACUUAUUAAUACUCCGGUUGUUUCCCUAGUGCACAGGACUGGACAGAAAUUCAGAAGAAUCGUUUUAUGUUUUUCCAAAACCCACGUUAAGUGUUCUUCUACGUCAUCUUUAUGAUAUAUUAAAACCCCUGUCUUUUAGCAAAAUUUACACUUCUAGCUCUCGCUAAUUAAGGCCUGAGGAGGGCUGAGAGACCGUAGGAUGGCAGUCAGGUCGGGAUCAGUGGCGGAGGCUGCUGGAACGUGUAGAGCAGGUGACAGGUGUGGAAGUGCCUGCCCGGGCGCUGGGGCUCAGUGAGCACUGACGAGCAGCCUGAUGGUGGAGCCCCUUUUCUUAUCUGCACAUAGGGGUGCCGAUCGGCUCGUUCACUGAGUUGUGAGGAUUUAAAUAAGAUAAUAUACGUAAAGCGCUUAGAACAAUGCCUAGCAUCUGGAGAUGGCGCCAGAGAAACGUUUGUCUUUAUUUUAAAUUACCCUGUUUAGGAAGGUUGGAAGCCAAAAGUGAGACAAUUAUUAAUACCAUUAACCAUUAAUAUUAAUAAUUAAUAAUUAACUAUUAUUAAUACAGCUGUUAUUUUUCCAGAUGUCCUUGCAGUAUUCGUUUAUGUUUUUUGUAAACUUUAUUUUUUAGAUCGGUUUUAGGUUCACAGUGAUGUGUUUAUCCAUAGUCUUUGUAAUCAUGAUUUAAAAAAAAAAAUGAGCCAGGCCUAUUUUAAAGAUUUUUAUUCCUGAGAUAAAGGUCUGUGAGAGGAUGGGGCUCGGUAGGGGAAAACUGUCCUUGAGUUUUAGGGCACUUCACACCCUGACUGUGACCGCUCCACUUCGGCUCUCUUGUCCCUAAAGCAGGGAUGACGGCCGGCUGACACCUGGUCCUCAGAACCGUUUGUAGACUUGGCGGCAGCUAUUCCAACAGUGUCCUGUUAUUUCAAAUUUUAUCUUUCGAGUCAUUUCCCAUAGUGCCCUGCUAAGCCCUGAACAGGCGGUAAGUGGCGCGUAAAUCCUGAUGAAAUGCAAGACCUCGGAUGAGUGUCGCCGCGUCCUUGGUCUUCUUGCUGCUUUGUGUGUGCAGCGGAUUUUCCAGAGGGGACACAAAGCCGUUUUCAUUCCGAAGGUGACAUGGUCAUUGUCCAGCUUUACCGGGGAGAAAGAGCCUCACCUACUAGGGCUCGAUUUUUGUUCUUAACUAUUUUCAGAUAUUUUUUUUAAGGGAAAACAUGAGCCAUAGUAUUGUGACUACAUAAGAAAGUAAUUUUAUGGCAAAUAUAAUUUCAGUGGAUUCUCGAGGUGGUGUCUUCGUAUUCUGUCACAUUCCGUUAUAACCUGACAGCAUUAUAUUAUCUCAGAAGAACAAACCCUCGCGUCGAAUCAGCCAUCAUCUUAAUGAUGCAGGGUCAGGAGCGCAGCUCAGGGGAGCCUGGCUGUGAGUGUCAAGCUGCCUGCUGUGCGGUCGGCACUCGGUAACUACUGAAUGACAAAUGCAGACAUGCCCACCUGCCUACCGUGGGGCGACUGUUCUCAAGACCACAGCUCUAACGUAGGAGGUACCGUGUGACGGAACCCAUUAGAUCAAGAAUCAAAACACAUGGGUUUUAAUUCCAACUGCUCUUCACUUCACUUUGUAAUUUCGGACAAGCCAACGGAGUUUUCCAAGGUUUUAAUUCCUCAAACUUAAAAUGAAAGAAUUGAGCAGGGUUAAUCAGAUGACCUUUCCCAUUUCCCGAUGCUGUACAGAAUCUUAGCAGCUGACCUUGACUCCACGGUCCCGUGCCCUCUCCCUCCGUAAAGCAUUGCGACUAAUCCCACGUCACGCUGUCCACUCAUGAUAGCCUUCCAGGGGUCCGCUGUGUUUAUCCCCAAACUGUUUAUGUGGGUUUUCCUUGCUGUAUUUAUGUAAUUUAGUUUAAUUUAAUGUUAUACUGACUAACGAAAUCCGAAUAUAAAAACGUUUUUUUUUUGAGGACCAGUUCAACAAAAUGUUUCGAAAAAUAGCUGUCGAAUUAGAUUUAAGUGAGACAACUGAAAAAGAUGAGGGAAGGUGCUCAAAAUCUAGAAUUCUGGACCCAGAUCACUUCUAAGUUCUCUCAUUUCUUUGAAGAAAUUGAACCCGAAUAUUUCAGUUUUAGAGGAAACGGUGCAGUAGUGACGAACCCCGUGCAGAAAGCCGUGCUCAGGGAAGGGGCUUUGCUUCAAGACGUAGCUGAUGAGUGUACUGUAAAUGCUUCGCGUUAAAAUAAGUUACCCAUUUUUAUGCUUCUCCACUUUAGACUGCAGUCCCAUCAGGUAAGGGGGCCUUUACUGUUCUGUGGUCUCUGCAACGUAGUAGGCCUUUUAAAAAAUGACAGCAGUGAUCAUCCUAUUUCAGGUCGCAGUGGCACUUUGAAUUUGUGUGGCUUUUCUUCAUAUGGGAUCUAUGUCAAGCACUCUUCUGUGUCUCACAUUAAAACCCAGUUUUUAUUUUCC